CAGCAAUCCAUUCAAUAAUGAAGGAAAAUCUUAAAGCUGCAGUAUUUCUUCUGUCAAUAACCAUAGCAAUAUCCAAUCCAGUUUCACCACCCACAAAGUUUGAAAGCUUUCAACUGCCAGAUGAGUUGGAGAAACAAGUUGAAUUCAAAUUUAUUGAUGGCAAAAUCAUAACAGACAUUUCUUUGAAAUCUGAUGAUAGCAUCACUUAUCGUCUGCCGAACAAUACGCUCCCUGUGCGAUAUGACCUUUGGGUGAAGACUGAUGUCGAGAAAGAGAAUUUCAAUUUUGAAGGACAUGUAAAGAUUCAAGUUCGUGCGAUUGAACAGACAGAUUAUGUAACAUUGCAGUAUCGAGACAUUGUGAUAGACCAAAUUGAUUUAUUUGACGAGAAUGAAUUGAAAAUAGGCGAGAACUUAACAUUUGAGUACCUCGAGCCAUUGAGUCAUGAGUUUUUGAAAAUUCACCUCGGAAGUUCUGUAAACAUAGAUGCUCGAUUCACACUCGACAUCAUUUAUCACGGUGAAUUGCAUGAACCAAGCAAUAAUGGAUUUUACAAAGCAUAUUACAUCACAGCUAAUAACGAGACAAUAUGGUAUGCAACAACUAAAUUUGAACCGCAUCAUGCACGUCAUUUAAUGCCAUGUUAUGAUGAACCAGCAAUUCGUGCAGCAAUUGGAUUACAAGUUCAACAUGAUAAGAGUUAUAACACAUAUGCUAAUAUGCCACUCAAAAAUCGCUAUGUGGUUAAUGGAAGUGAUUAUGUCAUUUCUGAAUUUGAGGACACACCGCCAAUGCAAACUUAUUUACUUGCAUUUCUCGUGUCUGCUUUUAAAUAUGUUUCGAAUAAUGCCACAGUCGUUGAACAACGAAUAUUCGCUAAGCCACAGUCAAUUGAUGACGGUGAGGGUGACUAUGCCGCAAGCAUCUCAGAUGGAAUAUUGAAAAAGUUUGAAGAAUUACUUGAUGUAAAAUAUCCAUUACCGAAACUGGAUCAUGCUGCUAUUACGCAAUUUCCAAGUGGUGCUAUGGAGAAUUUUGGAUUUAUAAGCUAUCAAGAGGUUGCAUUGUUGCUGAAAAAAAAUUAUACGCCUGCACAAAAUCUGACUUAUACGAAGUAUAUUGCGAGGGUUGUUGCUCAUGAGGUAGCUCAUCAGUGGUUUGGUAACACUGUAGCCCCGGAAUGGUGGACACAUUUGUGGCUAAAUGAAGGUUUCGCAACGCUCUAUGAAUAUCUCAUACCACAUCUACUCUACCCAAACCUAAACUUCAGAGAAGACUUUCGUACUGCAUGUCUUCAAGCUUCGUUACGAAAUGAUUUGACGUCAAAUGCAGCUUCCGUUCCAAUGUCUCAUUAUGUUGAAGAUCCUACAGCUAUUCGUGGACGAUUCAAUUUUAUAUCAUAUCAAAAAGCAGGCACAGUGCUUAUGAUGUUCUUAGAAGCCCUUGGGACAGACAUUUUCCAUCAUGGACUUACAAAGUAUUUGACAAAUAAUUAUUAUGGAAUCGGAAAUCCAAAUAAACUGUUUACUUCUCUUCAAUCAUCUUUUGGUGACGAAAAUCAAUUGAAUAUUGCUACCGCAAUGAGCAGUUGGACGACACAAGCAGGUUUUCCAAUUUUACGUGUCGAACGGAGUGGAAAUAAAUUGAAAUUCAGCCAACAGCGAUAUCCAACAGGAAAUGGUGAAAUUUAUGCAAUUCCUCUUACAUUUGCGACAAAAUCAAAUGCAAAAUUUGAUGAUAAAACAGCAGGUUAUUGGAUUAAAGCAAAGGAAGAGGAAGUCGACGUCAAUGUAUUUGGUUUAAAUGGAACAGAUUGGAUCAUUUUCAAUAACCAACAAGUCGGUUAUUACCGAAUUGACUACAGUGAUGAUUUAUGGCUUGCUAUCGCAGAUGGAUUACGUCAUGAUGUCAAAAAAAUUCAUUUGAUUAAUCGUAGAAUUUUGCAAGAAGAAUUAAAUAUUGGAAUGACAGUCAGCAAGAGCAUAUCAGCAGCUACAAUGUUGGAAAUGCUAAAUACACUCGAGAAUGAGGAAAGCUAUUUAGUUUGGAAUGACGCAAAUAAUAAUUUCCAAUUCCUAAAUCGAACACUAAUGAACACAGUUGUGUAUGAAAAUUACAUGAAAUUUCUACGAUUAAUUACAAAGCCAAUAAUCGAUGAGAUUGGAUAUGAGGCAACAGAUUCAGAGCUGUUAGAAAUUACACAGCUUCGAUUGCGUGCCAAGACAAUAAAUUGUUAUGCAUUUGACGAUAAUUGCAUGCAGCAUGAACACACAAAAUUAAUUAAAUAUCAUGAAAAUGAGAAUGAAAAUCCAGCACCAGAUUUCUGUUCAGGUUUCCGCCUUGCCGGACAGGAUAUUUACGAUUACUAUCUUCAUGAAUUAAUCACGAACACGAGUCUUAAAAAUCGAAAUUUAAUUGCACGAACAAUUCAUUGCACAAUGAAUAAAGAUUAUCUCGGCGUUCUCAUUGCAGCCAUUGAGGAUGAUAAAAAUAUUUUAACCGCAUACGAACGCGGUAACAUCACAAAUUUCCUCCUCACGUCAAGCCCAAUUAGUUUUAAUGUUGCAUUUGAUUAUAUUCGAAGGAAUGUCGAGAAAAUUAUUCCAUUUAAAUCACAAAUUAUUGCAGCAAUUAACACACAAGAGAAAUUCGAUGAGCUCAAAUUACUACUCACUGAGGCGCUUAAUGACAAAAUCUUGACGCAAGCACAAGUUGAUGAGAUUAAAGCUGCAAUUGAUGACAAUUUGAAAUGGCAAGAGAAACAUUUGGGUGGCAUUAUGGAUUUUUUCGGAUUAGAUGAAGAGACUACAUUGACAGCUAAUGGAGUAUUUGUGUCAUUUUAUCUUAUCAUUUCGACAUUUGUUGUUAUCAGCUGCUUUAGAUAGGGAUUUUAAGUGGAUGAUGAUUGUGUUAAGAAUGGUCAGGAACUCUGAUUUAAGAGUUUGAGACUUAAUUAUUAUUUGUAAUAAAAUAAGAUUUACAACCUUUAGUUUAAUUAAUU
Chironomus riparius is the source of this 3001-nucleotide messenger RNA. The record is from the annotation of a GenBank genome assembly. NCBI's taxonomy places the organism in Eukaryota, Metazoa, Arthropoda, Insecta, Diptera, Chironomidae.